Juglans regia (Persian walnut) is the source of this 1378-nucleotide messenger RNA. Its product is annotated as UPF0481 protein At3g47200-like. The transcript is spliced from 3 exons. NCBI's taxonomy places the organism in Eukaryota, Viridiplantae, Streptophyta, Magnoliopsida, Fagales, Juglandaceae. The record is from RefSeq and is a predicted model, not a curated record. The coding region runs from base 140 to 1378 and encodes 412 amino acids.
UUCUCAUCGUUAUGUCAUAUAUGUAGCCGACCUUGACAUGUUGUUCUCCUAAAAUCCUGUGUAAAACUUCCAUCAAAUACGUUCAUUCACCUUCUAUCGCCAACUUCACACCCAGAAACUAAACCAGGAGGCAGGCAAGAUGGCUGAUUCAAAAACAAAACGCGGAAAAGGGAAAAAAACUAAAAAAUCCUCGACGAGUGAGGAUGGGGAGUCGUCUUUUGAUGACUUGGAAAACGGGACCUCCGAUACUUCCACACAGAAUGGCUGCAUCUACAGUGUUCCCAAGGCACUCGUCGAGGUCAGCGGCAAGAAAUGGUUCGAGCCCCGCGUCGUCUCCAUCGGGCACUACAACUGCAAGAACGACGCGAAACAUAAACACAUCCCAGUGAAUCAAAAUCACAAGCAGAAGGUCUGUCGUAGCAUUCUACAGCCCCACCCCAAAAAACGCAUGGAAGAAUUGAUGAAAAUCAUAAGCCCAGAAGUUGAAAAGAUCGAGUUCAUGUCCGAGAAGAUCAAGAAUCCCGAAUUCCUCAAAAUGCUGGUUCUUGAUGGUUGUUUUAUAUUAGAAUUGUUUCGAAUACUUGGAAAAUCGGAACCGAAAAAGAUCGAGUCUGAUCACCCUCUCGCCUCCGUGGCAUGGGCAAUACCAUAUUUCUACGGAGAUCUUCUUCUGCUUGAGAAUCAGAUCCCCUUUGUUGUUCUGAAAAAGUUAUUUGAAACUUCCAAAAUGCCUGAUGAGGACUAUCCUUUGUCCUUGCUUGCUUUGAGAUUCUUUAACAAGGUAAUGCGCAGAUCCGAAGAAGAUCUCGAAGAGAUGAGCGAGAAAGUCGUGAUCAAUGACAGCUUGCAUUUGCUGAACUUGGUUCGGUUAAGUUUUAUCACCCGCGAUCUAGAUAAGCCACCGGCGACUGUGAAGAAAACAGAAACAGUACCGGCGAUAUACUGCAUCACGAAGCUCCUCAAAGCAGGCAUUAAGAUCAAACUGCGUGAGGCGGCCGACAACUUCUUGGCUGUGAAAUUCGACGAGGACAACGGAGUGAUUGAGAUGAACAAAAUAACCCUCGACUACUUCAUGCACUCUUUGUUGGUGAACUGUCGGGCAUUCGAACAGUUGGACAACAAAAGCUCCAAGCACAUCACAGUUUACGCCUAUUUCUUGGACUGCUUAGUAAACACAGCCAAGGACGCCGAGUACCUUUACGAACACAACAUCAUUGACAGUGUGGACGUGCAAUUCAUCAACAAGUUGGGGAACGAGAUGCAUGUUGAAACCGACCAAUUUUAUUUAUACGACAUUUUCAGAAAGACCGAGGCUUCGGUUUGGUGUUUUGCAGAGAACCCGUGGUCUUCUGUGAAGAGGGAACCGAGCGGCACUUAG